This is a messenger RNA of Penicillium salamii, 594 nucleotides long. The record is from the annotation of a GenBank genome assembly. NCBI's taxonomy places the organism in Eukaryota, Fungi, Ascomycota, Eurotiomycetes, Eurotiales, Aspergillaceae.
AUGGUGUUUUGGAAAGAAGUCGGCCUGCAAUUGCGCCGUGUGCCCAAGACCGCCGAUAUCUGUUUGACUCAAUCGCGGAGACACCUGAGCUCGAGGACAUGGACCAACACCGGAAUCACAACACAGCGCAACACUGCCCGUCCAAGCCUUCAACAAUGGCAACGAUAUAAUACAGCUCGCCGUGCUUUCUCUGUCUCUGCACAAGCCGCGCAUGGUCACAUCACGCCGCCAAAGGCCGGAGAAGAGAUCAACAUUACUUUUAUUGACAAGGAUGGCACCAAGAUCGACUUCCAGGUUGCUGAGGGCGAUAAUCUACUAGACAUUGCGCAGGCAAAUGAUCUGGAGAUGGAAGGCGCCUGUGGAGGAUCUUGCGCUUGCUCGACAUGCCAUGUCAUCGUCGACGACUCCGAUACCUUUGAUAAAAUGGAAGAGCCCUCGGACGACGAGAACGACAUGCUGGAUUUGGCUUUCGGACUCACCGAGACCUCCCGACUGGGUUGCCAGGUUCUUAUGACCAAGGAACUCGACGGAAUGGUCGUGCGAUUGCCGACCAUGACACGGAAUCUGCAAGCGAGCGAUUUCGAGUCGAAAUAA